This is a messenger RNA of Helianthus annuus (common sunflower), 675 nucleotides long. RefSeq names its product pyrophosphate-energized vacuolar membrane proton pump 1. Gene Ontology annotation, molecular function: diphosphate hydrolysis-driven proton transmembrane transporter activity; inorganic diphosphate phosphatase activity. Gene Ontology annotation, biological process: proton transmembrane transport. Gene Ontology annotation, cellular component: membrane. NCBI's taxonomy places the organism in Eukaryota, Viridiplantae, Streptophyta, Magnoliopsida, Asterales, Asteraceae. The record is from RefSeq and is a predicted model, not a curated record. The transcript is spliced from 2 exons. The coding region runs from base 1 to 675 and encodes 224 amino acids.
AUGGCUUCCGGUAAGACGAUUAGGGUUCCGGCGUGCUGGACUGCUAUCUAUGUGAAAAAGGCAGCAACUUCUUUCCUAUUCACUGAAUACCAAUACGUCGGUAUCUUCAUGAUCGCUUUCGCGGUAUUAAUCUUCGUCUUCUUGGGAUCCGUCGAGGGAUUCAGUACCAGUUACCAGCAAUGCACAUACGACACCACCAAAAUGUGCAAACCUGCCCUAUUCACCGCAGUCUUCAGCACCGUAUCAUUCAUCCUCGGGGCCAUAACUUCCGUUAUAUCCGGUUUUCUCGGGAUGAAAAUCGCAACAUACGCAAAUGCCAGAAGUACCCUUGAGGCAAGAAAAGGUGUCGGAAAGGCGUUUAUUAUUGCGUUUCGUUCUGGAGCUGUUAUGGGAUUCUUGUUGGCUGCUAAUGGUCUUCUUGUGUUGUACAUUACUAUUAAUGUUUUUAAGAUUUAUUAUGGUGAUGAUUGGGAAGGGCUUUUUGAAGCGAUAACGGGUUAUGGGCUCGGUGGAUCUUCGAUGGCGCUUUUUGGUAGAGUUGGUGGUGAUAUUUAUAUGAAAGCCGCUGAUGUUGGUGCUGAUCUUGUUGGUAAGGUUGAGCGGAACAUUCCCGAAGAUGAUCCCAUAAAUCCAGCGGUAAAUAUAUAUUUUUCGCAUAUAAUUUUGGUGAAGUAG